AUUGAAGUCUGAACAAUGCUUCCCCAGGGUAACUUGGAGACAGCAUUUUGCUUGCGAUAUGCAAACAUUUUAAGUGAACGGUGAAAGGGAAAAAAAACAUAAGCGGAGAGAGGAGAUGGUCGGAAGCAACAUCAUCAGUAAGUAUGGAAUAUACAAGCUAGGGGGAUGGGCUGUACAGCCUGUAGACACAGCCAGCAUCUGGGCUGUCUGUGCCCUCAUCCGUCAGCUUGUGUUUCUCUGUGUGCUGCUGGCAACCAAUCACAUUACACAGGUAACCAGAGGCUGGUCUGGCAAAAGCUGAUCAAAUCCUCCCGUCUGUUCCAUGCAAGAAACCAUCAUCAUCAUCAGACCGGGAAGAUUGAGCACGCAGCAAGCAAACCUGUUUCUAUCCUCUCGACCUGGUUAACUUGGGAAGAUGCAAAACUCAUCCUUAAGCAAGGCAAGAAAGCAAUGAAGAAGGGACAGAAAGCAAUAUCUUAACAUUCUUGCUGAUUAACAAACCUUUGUGUCAAAUGGCCAGUUCAUUCAAUAACCUGCUGUGAAUGCCAAUCAAGCAGGAAUAAUUCUUCUAGAUUACAGUUGGGCUGCCGAUGACCCCUGUAAUAUUUCAACCACUCUAAUACAUGAAUAUUGUGUGGCAACAAGUGCUGGAAGGAGGCUGAGAGGAAGUCAUUAUGUCUCUCUAUUGUCAUUACUUGUCAACAAAACUUACAAUUAACCAAACAAACUGGAAAGAUACAGCAUAUGCAUUGCUGUUGUUAAUAAGCAUCUUUGGUGGUGCUUCUGGGACAUGUCCUCCAGUUUGCAUAUGUGCCAGUGACAUAGUGAGCUGCACUAACAAGAACUUAUCUGUGGUGCCCAGGACACAUUUCAAAUUUAUCCGAAAACUGGAUUUAAGCUACAAUAAAAUUGGAUUUUUGGACCCAGACUGGUUUCCAUUUUUGCUUGAGAAAUUGGACACUUUAAUAUUAAACCAUAACACUGUUAGCAGUAUCUCUACUGGAAGCUUCUCCACCAUUCCAAAUGUAAGGUACCUUGAUUUAUCAUCAAACAAUCUGAGGACACUUAGCAACCCUGUUUUUCAAGAACUAAAAUUGCUGGAAGUUCUUUUGCUUUACAACAAUCAGCUCACGCAUAUUGAUUCUGGUGCCUUUGGGGGACUAUACAAACUGCAGAAAUUAUAUUUAAGCGGCAAUGUUAUGACACAGUUCCCAGUGGAUUUAUUUGUUGGGAGGAGCAAGCUUACAGAACUGGUAUUGUUGGACAUGUCUUACAAUAAAAUGCAAGUUGUACCUGUCCAGCAAAUUAGCUUAAUUCCUGCCAGGCAACUAAGUGGAAUAUACAUUCAUGAAAACACUUUUGUCUGUGACUGUGCUUUAAAUUCAAUGCUGAAUUAUUGGUAUCAUAGACACUUCAGCCCUGUAGUGGAUUUUAAAAAUGAUUAUAGUUGUAUGUUGCCAUCCGAUCCCAAGACCAAAUUGCUGCUUAUCCAAGAUAGCUUUCUAAAUUGCUCCGAGAACACUGUGAAUGAAUCUUUCCAUGCUUUUGGCUUUUUAUAUGAGGCUCAGGUUGGAGAAAGGCUGGUUGUGCAUUGUGACAGCAAAAUAAUUGAUUCUGGCACUCAGUUCAUCUGGGUGAGUCCUGACAAUAGAACAUUCGAACCAGAUAUCAAAAAUGAUCAUUUUCAUGUGUUUUACAAUGGAAGUUUAGAAAUUGAAGAUGCACAAAUAGGGGAUUCUGGUGUUUACUCAUGCAUUGCAAUAAACAAGAAAAGACUGCUUAAUGAAACCAUAGACAUUAGAAUUAAUGUGAGCAAUUUCACAACAAGUAAAUCUCAGUCUCAUGAAGCAUUAAACACAGCUUUUACUACGCUUGCUGCUUGUGUGGUCAGCAUAGUUCUGGUGCUUCUGUACCUUUAUCUCACACCCUGUAGGUGUUGGUGUAAAUCUAAAAAGAAGAAAAGGAAACCCAAUCAAAGCAGUGCUCAUUCCUCAAUCUUAAGCACCACGCCAUCGCAUGAUCUGCCAAAUGAACGCAAGUCCAGUACUGGCAAGCGGGUUGUGUUUUUAGAGCCAGUCAAAGAGAUAGAACAAGGACAGAAUGGAAAAGUAAGGCUAAUCCAAACAGAAAAUCUCACUGCAGAAAGCAUCUUAAAGACCACACGCUCAAAAUCAGACUCUGAUUCUAUCAGUUCGGUUUUCUCUGAUGCUCCUUUCAUUGCAUCUGUGUAACAAUCUGCCUGCUUUUGCUCAUUAAACUUGCAGGAGGGAUGGGCUCUUUGCAUUCUAAAGGCAACAGUACCCAAUCUCUGAAAGUAAACAUAAUCAAAUGUAUUCAUUGGGUGGGUUACCAUAAGAAAUGAAAGAGGAAAUGAAUGUAAUAUAAUUAAACAAGCACAUAGAUACUAUAUGGUUAAUUCAGGAAUUACCUUUACAGUAGCAAUUUGUAUUCUCUGGCCAUCUCUGAUUCUUCAACACCGUACAAAGCCUUCCGUUGUAGGGAGGCCAGUUCUUACUCUCUAACUCUGGGAAUUAUUGUCAUAGUACCUACCUAAAACCUACCUAAAAAUUGAGCAGCACUUCUCUAUAGGACAUGGUACUGUCUUUAAUAUAAUUUAUAUAACCCUUAACCUUAUGUAUAAAAAUGUUAUAGAUGUCACAUACGGAUGACUAGGCAUACCUUAAUAUAACUAAUGAUCACUUUGGGAAUUUAAUGUAUUUCAUUACAAUGAGACACAUUGUAGACCAAUGUAUUGUAUUCGCUGGCUGUGAAGAGAUUAGACUUACAUUAUUAGCUGUGUCCUACAAGAAAUCUAAAAAACCUGUUAUGACUCAGUGUUCUAAUGGUUGAAGGCUAUGGGUAUUACUUUUCCUAUCAUCUAUGUUAGCAGCUAUAUAGAAGAGGUUUUUUUUAAAUGACAUAGCUCUGCCUUAACUAUCUAAUUUGUGUCUAGCUCAAGUGGUGGGUUUAUUUUCUUAAUUAAUAAUAACAAUUAUCUUUUUUGGUCUGCACAGGUUAAAAAAUCAUUUGCUGUGCAAGUGGUUAUACCAAAUGUCCAAUUAUUAGCAGUGGCAUAGAUUUUCUAAAUAAAAGGUGUCCUGCUAGUUGGUAUUACUUACUUAGAUAGAAGCAUGGAAUCAGUAUUGAAGCCAAUGGUUCAUUUUUAACCACAAAAAGGUUCAUGCAGAUAUUUAGGUCACUGUCAAACAGGGCUGCCACCUUUCCUGUAACUGAGGUUUGCCCAAUCUGUCUCUUGCUUUGUAGUACCAAUAAUGCUCUAGAGCAAGAAAAUUAAAAUAUGGUUGUUUUGUUAUGGGGUGACUUGCACUGAUCUAAGUAAAAGAAGCCAACAUUGUCAUGAUUGUGUUUAUUAUGGAUUUGACUGUAAGUCCUUCAGGCAGGAAAAGGAUUUGUUUUAACUGCGAAAACCCAUUUUAAUCACAUACAAACAUUCAGAAUACAAUGCAUAGUUUAGUCAGAUGUGUUGAAAGGAAUUUCACCUGUCGUUAUUAUAUAUUCCUAUUUAUGAACUGUUGAAUAUAUUUGCAUUUAUUCCUGAGAGAUGCUAUGCGUAUGGCAGUACACAUAAAAAUAUUGUAAUGUGAUCAAUUUGAAUGUUUUGCUCAUGAAAUCCUGGACAAAGGUGUUCUGAUGCUAAAAACAGGAUAUUCUCUAUCAUAAUUUAUCUUAUCUAUAUAUAUUAGUAUUAGCAAUUCAUCAGUCAGAUGUAGUUUACAUUCAUUUCAAAUACAUUUAUAUUUUAAUAUUUUCACUUUUAUGAAUAUUUUAUUAUUUUUUUUCUAUUCUUAUGAAAAAGUAAUGUAUUGUAAGCAACAUAAUGAAAUAUGGAUAGCAAAAAAAAGUAUCAGUAAUGUUAAAGUAGAAUACAAGACAUGGCAUUAGAUUGUUCAGUAGGAAAUAUGUUAGCAAAUAAAAGUAAACUGUUAAACUAU
Molecule: messenger RNA, 3953 nt
Organism: Xenopus laevis (African clawed frog)
Lineage: Eukaryota; Metazoa; Chordata; Amphibia; Anura; Pipidae
Gene: amigo2.L
Product: adhesion molecule with Ig-like domain 2 L homeolog
Exons: 2
Coding region: 675-2231 (518 amino acids)
Biological process (GO): brain development
Cellular component (GO): membrane
Source: RefSeq, a predicted model, not a curated record